This is a messenger RNA of Fomitopsis serialis, 318 nucleotides long. RefSeq names its product zinc knuckle-domain-containing protein. NCBI's taxonomy places the organism in Eukaryota, Fungi, Basidiomycota, Agaricomycetes, Polyporales, Fomitopsidaceae. The record is from RefSeq and is a predicted model, not a curated record. The coding region runs from base 1 to 318 and encodes 105 amino acids. Gene Ontology annotation, molecular function: nucleic acid binding; zinc ion binding. The transcript has 3 exons.
AUGUCCAAGUUCGCUCCCCACCGCCGCUCGGCGAACGCCCCUCGUCCUACCUCCUCUACUAUCUGUCAGAAAUGCCUCGGUACAGGACACUUCACGUAUGAAUGCAAAGGUUCUCGGCCGUACAUCUCCCGCCCAUCUCGGACGCAGCAGCUCGAGAACCCGCGCGUCCUUGCCAAGCUGAAAGCGGACGGGAAGCCGUCCGUCGAGGUUCCCGAGGAAUUCAAGAACAAGAGUGGCACCGCGAACCGUAUCUUGGAGGCGAAAGAAAAGGAGAGAGCCAAGGGCACUGAGGACGGCAAGAAGAAGCGAAGCCGGUAA